AUGUUCGCUCCAGGCCAAGAACAGCUCUCCAAGGAGGAGAUCAAGGCUGGUGAGGUUGAGGCCUGCCAGACCGUCAAGAUGACCGUUCUCGGCGGCAUCGCGCUCUACCUUUCCCCCUUCGCCAUUGACUUCGCCCGAAAGUUCCUUUAA
Penicillium waksmanii is the source of this 150-nucleotide messenger RNA. RefSeq lists its product as uncharacterized. The transcript has 4 exons. The record is from RefSeq and is a predicted model, not a curated record. Lineage: Eukaryota; Fungi; Ascomycota; Eurotiomycetes; Eurotiales; Aspergillaceae. The coding region runs from base 1 to 150 and encodes 49 amino acids.